Phanerochaete carnosa HHB-10118-sp is the source of this 396-nucleotide messenger RNA. RefSeq lists its product as uncharacterized. The annotation marks the transcript as partial. The transcript has 2 exons. The record is from RefSeq and is a predicted model, not a curated record. NCBI's taxonomy places the organism in Eukaryota, Fungi, Basidiomycota, Agaricomycetes, Polyporales, Phanerochaetaceae.
AGCAGUAAGGAAGAGUGGGAGCUUGCGAGGUUCCUUGCAAAGUCUCUCGGGCAUAAUAAGAUUGAUGAGUUCUUGAAAUUGAACAUGAUCAGCAAGCUUGACCUCGGUGCAAAAAGCAAGUACAAGUUCUUCCAAGAACUUGAUGAGCUUCCAGCGGGAAGUCAACAAUGGCAUCUAAAUGAAAUUACGUUCACUGGAGAUAAGCUGGGCAAUAACAGAAAGCUGCUCACUGAGAAGCUAGAGAUCUGGAGGCAUGACUCUGUUGAGUGUAUUCGUGAGCUCAUUGGCAACCCCAUGUUCUGCAAUUGUAUAACAUACGCACCUGAGCACGUGUUCCUUAAUGCAGAAGGGAAGCAACACUGUGUUGAUGAUAUGUGGACAGCAGACUGGUGGUGA